Messenger RNA from Pseudogymnoascus verrucosus, 2709 nucleotides. RefSeq lists its product as uncharacterized. The record is from RefSeq and is a predicted model, not a curated record. Gene Ontology annotation, biological process: DNA-templated transcription; regulation of DNA-templated transcription. NCBI's taxonomy places the organism in Eukaryota, Fungi, Ascomycota, Leotiomycetes, Thelebolales, Thelebolaceae. The transcript has 2 exons. Gene Ontology annotation, molecular function: DNA-binding transcription factor activity, RNA polymerase II-specific; zinc ion binding; DNA binding. The coding region runs from base 479 to 2329 and encodes 616 amino acids.
GGGGAAAAGCGCAACAUAGAGCGGCCGCCCGGACCCUUUCCUUUCAAGAAUCCUACUGAUCCACUCCGCCGAAUGCGCCUCGUCCAGUCCAUGUCCUUCUCUUCUUCGACCUCCAAUAUCCAGUCCAGUCCUCGCCUCGUCCUUCCUUCAGCCCUUUCCCUUUCCUUCUUAACGUCUCCCACUCCCGUCUUACUACCGAAUCCACUUUCUGUCAAAAUUUUAUACUCCAUUCCCCACUCUCCGAAGAGAAGUCAGCAGCAUCUGUGAUCUAGGCCGCUUCUAUAUCGAAACUAGCUCUUCUGUCCUCAUCUGGCUUAUCUGUGACUCUCAUCUGCCGCCGUUGUCACCACAGAGACCCAUACGGGAUACGACUACCGCGCGCCUAGGUAAUGGCAGAGAACUCUCUGCAUCGACGGCUUUAAAACAGCAAUAGCAUAUCGCACAGUGCGACGGCUCUAAAACGGCAGGAGCAUACUCUAUGGUGCGGCGGAGCGCGCCGGCAACUCACCGCGUGCUCGGUGCUGAUAAUGGUAACACCCACCCGAUCCCGACUAUAACAACAACGACUACCACCGCCACCAUGUCGACGACAACCUUUCAACGUGUGCACCGCACUCCAAAGGUCAAGCAAGCAUGUGACUGCUGCCACGCUAGGAAGAUUAAGUGCGACGGAACGUGUCCUUGCAGUCACUGCGCCGUCGCCGAGCUCCAGUGCACAUAUCUCACCGUGCCGAAAAAGAAAGGGCCGAAAGGACCCUCGAAACGCACCCCAAGGGCCAUUCUGAAGAUGCAAAUGGAGCAGCAACGGAACGGAAUACCCCCCGCUGUGUCACCGACGCAACAUAUACCGCCCCGCUCCUCCUCCAGCAUCUCCUCUCCCCCCAGCAGCGGCAGGACAUCCAACGAAUACGGCGUCAGCUUCGAGCCCUCCCCGCUCCUCACCACGGCUCUUGUCGAGCAGUUCGCCAAGAGCUUCUUCAAGCACAAGUACCCCCUCACCCCCAUCCUCCACAAAGGCGACUUCUACGCCCACACCCUUCCCCACUUCCGCACGUGCCCCUCCAAAUACGCCCUCGUUGCCUCUCUUUGCGCUGCAGCGCGCACACAGGUAAACCAUGAUCAACAAGCGGAUCCCUCUCUCUCCCUCGGCGCCACGCCCCUCACUACCGCUUACUUCAUCAACGAAGUGCGGCGCGCGCGCGCUAUGCACGAUUACGUUGAGACGCCCACCCUUGAAGACGCGCAGGCUAGCUUCUUCAUCUUCGCCGGGCUCUUCGAUUGCGAUAAGCAUAACUCGGCUUGGUUCCAUCUGCGUGAAGCGAUCACGCUGAUGGAGGCGCUGAGGCUGCAUGAGGAGGCUACAUACGUUGGCAUGCCGGCUCGAGAGGCCCUCUUCAGCCGCCGCACAUUCUGGCUCCUCUUCAUCACGGAGCGCGCAUAUGCACUGCAACGGCAUCGGCCACUGAGUCUGAAUGCCACGAUCGAACUACCUACCGCUACGACGGUUGACGACGAUCCGGAUGCGGAGAUCAUAUCGGGGUUUCUGGACCUCCUCGCGCUGUUCAGGAAUUUCAAUAGCGACUUCGUGUCUACAUGGAACAGCUCGUCGCAUUCCCCGCUGUUCUCGUCGUCGUCGGCGUCCAUCUCGGCGGCGCAGCUGGCGGAGCUGCAGGAUACGCUUGCCCAGUCCGCACCGCCUGAGGGCUCACAGAGGACUGAGAUCCAGAAGGCUGAUCUCUCCAUCACGCGCCUCUGGCUCUCAACAAUGACCUGGCAACUCUGCGUCGCGAAAGGUCUCCUCUCCUCCUCCCCCACCACCCCGCCCUCCCUCUCCUUCCGCUACCCCAUCACCCUCUCCGCCUCCCUCGCCGCCGUCGCCGCGCCCCUCACCCCCACCGCCUUCGACGCCAACGGCCCCGGCAUCCUGGAGAAGAUCUUCGACAUCGGCUGUUCGCUAGCGGAUGUGCUCCUCCUCCACCCGCCGCGCGCGGAGGCAAUGCAGUGCGGGCCGAGGGAUAGUAUGAGGGAGAUGAUGAGGGUUAUGGAUCGCGCUAUGGGGGGACGGAGUCGGUAUAGGGCGUUGCUUGGGGAGAAGGCGGGGGAGGCGAUGGGGGGGGAUAGUCCGAGUGCGGGGUUGGAUGCUGGGGAGGGGGUGGGGGUGCAGGAGGGGCUGAGGAGGGGGAGUGGUGAGGUGAAGGGGGAGGAGGGGGAGGAGGGGGAGGAGGUUGAUAUGAAAGAUUUUGAGGCGUUGAGGGGGGCGAGUGUGGCGUGGGUUGGGGCGCUGGGGGAGGCGUAUGGGGGUGAGGAGGGGAGGGUAUAUUCGCGGUAGGUGGCGCGUAUGUGUGUGUUCAGCGAGGUGUUCAGGGACGAAGAAGGGAUGGGAAGGUUCGGAGUGAUUGACAGGGAGCUUGGGUCUGUGGGUGCGUAUUGAUAGGAGUACAGAGUGAUGUGUUGGUGCAGCGAUGAUAUCCGGGGCUACGACCUCAACGCGAAAAUAGUGAUUGACACGGAAGGAAAGGAGCAAAGCGGCGCUCAAAGGGACAAUCUUCUUCGGUAUAUAUAUUUAUAGUACAUUAUUCCCCCCUAGGAACGGGCUGGGGUGGCACGUUAGAUGGGGAGUUUCAACCCCCCAGGCGGGGCGAGGAAAAGGGAAAAGAGACGGGAGAAUUCUCUGUAACAAAUUUUGGACAAUUUUGAAUACUUAUUUUA